UAAUAAUUAACAAAGUCAAGGUUUGGAUUGGAGAGAUUGGCAUCAUUGAUUAGCGUGGAGUGAAGAGCAUGUGCUUGAUACAUCCCAUAGAUGUAUAGAGAGGGCUUAAUAUCUUUUGUUGAACUUGAUUUCUCAACUGGAGGUAUUUGGAAAAUGAAGAGAAUGGAGGUUUGAGGAGAAGAUGUGUGAAUAAUAAGAAUGGGAUUGGAGCAGAAAGAUGAUGGAUAGGAGGCAAGGAGGGAAAAAAAAAAUUAUGCAAGUCAUAGAAUAAAAAUAAAAAUUAAUUGAUGAUCAUUAGUUACGACAGUAGAUAAUAUUAGAGAAUGGAGAAAAUCUGCUGAGCCCUUCCGCUGCUCAUCCAGUUCGGAACCAUCCAUUCACUUCUAUAAAGCCCUGUGUUAGGCUGGCUUAGACUGGCUCUUUGUUAAGCUUUUCAAUUUUAAAGAUGUUGCAUCCUCCAAACAUGGGAGCAGCUUGUGUAAUUCGGCCUCUCGUAUAAUGAGCAUAACACUAAAAACCAAUGGGAGACAACCAAUGGGCAAUAAAUGGAAAAGCCCAGACUGUUCUGGAAGGUUUUAAUUUUUUAAUGUGUUCAACGCUUUCACAUUCUCAACAGUCUACAUAACUCUUGGAUGCUGCAAGCCUGCAACGAAUGCUAGUGGACAUUUAUGAAAAAUGAGAAAAAACUCGAACGUGAAGACCGAGGAACAUGAGGGAAUCUUUCCCUAUUUUAAGGCAACCCCCACUAAAAUAUAACACCGUUUGGAGCCCGGAAUAGGAAAUACCUGUUUUUUUUCGGACAAAUUGGUAUCCAUAUUCCAUCCUCCCCCAUUUUUUCAGCCAGUCUUCUCUCACUAAAUCUUAAGACUUCUCUCAGUCUCGCCCUCGCUUGCUUCUAGAUCUUGUUGUAUUUUCUGUUCAUUUGACCCAAGUACUGCUGCUAUAUGUCUGAUUCGCAUAUUUGAAGACUGAACGGCAACUUCAAAUUGACCCCAAACUCAGGACAGUAGGUUCAAUUGGAAAUGAGCACAGAGAGCUCUUCGCCUCCUCGGUGGAAAUAUGAUGUCUUUUUGAGUUUUAGAGGCGAGGAUACUCGAAAGGCUUUUACAGACCAUCUAUACACUGCAUUGGAUGAUCAAGGAAUCACAGUUUUCAGGGAUGAUCCUGAACUUGAAAAAGGGGAAGCUAUUACUCCAGCACUUUUCGCUGCAAUUAAAGAAUCAAGAUUUGCUCUCAUUGUUCUCUCACAAAAUUAUGCAUCGUCGACAUGGUGCUUGGAGGAACUUGUGAAAAUUCUUGAAUGCAUGAAAGCAAGAGGAACUGUGCUGCCAAUUUUCUAUGAUGUUGAUCCCUCUGAUGUACGAAAGCAAACAGGGACUUUUAGACAAGACUUCGCUAAUCAUGAAGAAAGAUUUAGGGGUGACGAAGAGAAAGUGCGAAGGUGGAGAUAUGCUUUAAAGGAAGUGGCAAGUUUCUCAGGGUGGAAUUCAAAGGAAUGGUAUGAAUCAAAGCUCAUUAGAGAUAUUGUUGAAGUUAUAUGGAAAAAACUGCAACCUACAUCAUUCAGUUUUGCAGAAAAUCUAGUUGGAAUUUACUCAAGACUGCAGCCAGUCAAUUUGCUUUUAGGUGUAGGGGUGGAUGACGUCCGUUUCAUUGGUAUAUGGGGAAUGGGCGGGAUUGGUAAGACAACUAUGGUAAGAGCGGUGUAUGAGAGAAUCUCUGGAGAAUUUGAAUUUAGUUUCCUUCUUACCGAUGUUAGAGACUCCGUUGAAAAAAGUGGUUUACAUAAUCUACAAAAGCAACUUCUCUCUGGGAUUUGGACAAAAAAGGCUGACAUUUCAGACCUUCAUGAAGGAGCCACCAUAAUAAGGAGGUUGUUAAGUCACAAAAAGGUUCUUCUCAUUCUUGAUGAUGUGACCCAUUCAAGCCAUUUGAAAUAUUUGGCAGGAAAUCAAAAUUGGUUUGGUUCAGGGAGUAGAGUUCUCAUCACAACUAGAAAUGAGCAUUUAUUGAUCGAACAUGGAGUGGAGAGAAGAUUGAAGGUUGAGGAAUUUAAUGAUGAGGAUUCUCUUCAGCUUUUCAGCUGGAAAGCAUUCAAAAGAGGUUACCCUGAAGAAGAUUUUCUUGAUUUGUCUAAAUCUGUCAUAAAUUAUGCCAAAGGUCUCCCUUUAGCUCUUGAAGUACUAGGCUCUUUUUUGCAUGGAAGAGAUCUAAGUGAAUGGAACAGUGCAUUGACAAAACUAGGAAGAGUGUGUAACUUGGAAAUUUUUGACAUACUUAAAACAAGUUAUGAUGGUCUAGAUGAUGAGGAGAAGAAAAUAUUCCUAGACAUUUCAUGCUUCUUUUGUGGAGAGGACAAAGAUAGAGUAACAGAAGUACUGAUCAGUUGUGAUGUUUCUGCGAUUAUUGGAAUAAAAGUCCUUAUUGAAAGAUCUCUCUUGACUGAUUCAUAUGGAAGACUAUGGAUGCACGAUUUGCUUCAAGAAAUGGGUCGGGAAAUUGUCCGCCGGGAAUCUACUAAUGAGCCAGGCAGGCGCAGUAGGUUAUGGCUUUCUGAUGACGUCGAACAUGUCUUGACCAAAAAUACUGGAACAGAAGCAAUAGAAGGCAUUGUUCUGGACUCAACUGAGCUUGGAGUAAAGGUGAGGGUGAAUGCUAAAUCCUUUUCGAUGAUGAACAGACUGAGAUACCUUGUCCUUAAGAAUGGCAACCUACCGAAUGGGCUUGAAUGUCUUCCUAAUAGUUUACGGAUUCUUAAGUGGACCGGGUAUCCCUCGAAAUCUCUCCCAUCGCAUUUCAACCCUGAGAAGCUACUAGAACUUAACAUGUGCCAUAGUUGCAUUGAACAUUUUCCGUUGGAAAUAGAGAGUUUAUACAAUUUGAAAACCGUUAAACUCAGCAACUCUUUGAAUCUUAUCAACACCCCAAACUUUAAAGGUAUGCCACAUCUUGAGCUUCUGUUUCUUGAAGGUUGUACACGAUUGUAUGAGGUUGACCCAGGGAUUGAAGUGCUUGAAAAACUUACUGUGCUGAACUUGAAAGAUUGCAAGAAUCUAGUGCAUUUUGCAAGUAGUGUAAGUGGCUUAAAAUCUCUCAAAUUUCUUAAUCUUUCUGGUUGCUCAAAGCUUAAGAAACUACCGAAUGACAUGGGUCAUUUAGAAAGUUUGGAGGAGCUUCAUGUGAAUGGCACCAGCAUAAGAGAACUACCUUCCUCUAUUGGAAGGCUUGAAAGACUUCUUCUGCUGGAAAUGGAAGAUUGCAAAGAUCUCAUGUGUCUUCCAAUAAGUGUAGGAGGCCUAAAAUCUCUCAAAAUUGUUAAUAUUUAUGGUUGCUCAAAGCUUAACAACUUGCCAGAGGAGUUGGGCUGUCUAGCGUGUUUGGAAGAGGUUGAUGCAAGUGGAACUUCUAUACAAGAACUACCUUGCUCAAUUGGCAUGCUUGAAGGACUUGUUUCUAUGUCCUUGAGAGAUUGCAAACAUCUUGUGUGUCUUCCAAGCAGUGUAGGUGGCUUAAAAUCUCUCAAAUAUCUCAAUCUUUCUGGUUGCUUAAAGCUUGACAAAUUGCCAGAGGAGUUGGGUCAUAUAGCGCAUUUGGAAGAGGUUGAUGCGAGUGAGACUUCUAUACGAGAACUACCUUGCUCAAUUGGCAUGCUUGAAGGACUUGUUUCUAUGUCCUUGAGAGAUUGCAAACAUCUUGUGUGUCUUCCAGGCAGUGUAGGUGGCUUAAAAUCUCUCAAAUAUCUCAAUCUUUCUGGUUGCUCAAAGAUUGAUAAAUUGCCAGAUGAGUUGGGUCUUGUUGCCUGUUUGGAGAAGUUUGAUGUGAGUGGAAGUGGCAUAAGAGAAGUGCCAUCCUCUAUUGGUCUUUUGAAAAACCUCAAAGAAUUAUCUCUUGUUGGAUGUAAAGGACAGUCACCUAAAUCAUGGAAUAUGAUGCUCAACCCUUUUCAGUUAUUGCGAAAAAGAAGUCGCAUUCCUGCAGGAUUGUCUUUGGCUAGUUUGUCUGGUUUGCAUUCAUUAACCAAAUUGUAUGCAAGUGAUUGCAAUCUUUCUAAAAUCCCUAGUGAUUUUGGAUGCUUGUCCUUGUUAAGAGAAUUAUAUUUGAGCAAAAUCAAUUUGUUAGACUACCUGAGAGCAUCGGCCAGCUCUCUAGACUUGAAUGGCUUCACUUGGAUUCGUGCUGCAAGCUUCAGACACUGCCGGAACUUCCAACUCGUUCAUGGGUAAACAUCAGCAACUGCAUUUCAUUAGACACAUUGUCCA
Messenger RNA from Rosa chinensis, 4259 nucleotides. Its product is annotated as disease resistance protein RUN1. The record is from RefSeq and is a predicted model, not a curated record. Gene Ontology annotation, biological process: signal transduction; defense response. The coding region runs from base 1023 to 4223 and encodes 1066 amino acids. Lineage: Eukaryota; Viridiplantae; Streptophyta; Magnoliopsida; Rosales; Rosaceae. The transcript has 6 exons. Gene Ontology annotation, molecular function: ADP binding; protein binding.